GUGGACAUUCCUGCAGUCAGCAUGCCAAUUGCACGCUUCCUCAACUUGAGACAUCUGUGGCAUUGUGUUGUGUAACAAAACUGCACAUUUUAGAGUGGCCUGUUGCUGUCCCCAAUUUAAGAACUUUAGCAGUACAAAUAUGAAUGCUCAUAAAACGUCAAUAUAUUUAAAACAACUGACUGGUGUAAUUACCAUGCUGUUUAAUCAGUUUCUUGAUAUGCCACACCUGUCAAGUGGAGCGAUUAUCUUGGCAAAGGAAAAAUUCGAAAAAUUUCGAAUUUCGAAAAAUUCUGGGAUAUUUUAUUUCAGCUCAUGAAACAUGGGACCAACACUUGACAUGUUGCCUUUUUAUAUUUAUGUUCAGUAUAUUUACAAAAGCUUUUGUCUUGUUUAUCUUCUAUAUUUUGGAGUACACCUAGACACACGUUGCCCAUCCUGUUAAUGAGGUGUGAAAAGCCCAGAUGUAACAAUCUCCUUUCAUUCCUUCAUUAGAGAGAUCACAUCAAACUGAUAAUUGUUGUCGUGCCCAUCUAAAGAGCCAUUUCCCACAAAAGAAAAUCUAAUUAUUUUUCAUUCUGGGACACAUUAUCCGUCUAUUUCACCUUAUUGGCACCUCGGUGACAACGAACGACGUCCUUCGGAAUUUGCUCUCCACGGAGCUGCCCGAAUAGCCUAUCAUCGAGGUCACAGUAUGGAGAGCGUGUCUGAGGAUAUUGCUAACAUGGAUUGUGACAUUGAAGUUGUUACCUCGAAAAUGCUUUCUGAAUGGGAUUGGAAGACGCAGGAAAGGGCUUUUGGGAACGGGCAUGAUUCUCUUGAAUCCACAUCACCAGAAUCAUCAUUCGAUUCAAUGUGCUCUUCGCCCGAGAUGUCCUCAAACUCAACUGGGCAUCAGAGCUUCGGAAAUGUAUCCUAUGGUUCAACAGGACACAGCCCAACCCCGUGCGCAACGUUGAAACAAAUCAAACCGAAGAUGUCGACGAAGAGACGCAUGAAGGCGAGCGAGAGGGAGAAGAUGCGAAUGAGGAGCCUAGCAGAAGCUUUGCACCAGCUCCGCGACUACUUGCCUCCAGAUUACAGUAAAAGGGGACAACCUCUGACCAAAAUUCAAACUCUCAAAUACACCAUUGAGUAUAUAAAUGAACUUUCGGACAUCCUCAACCACGCGUAAUGAUGUGCUGAAAGAUGGCCACGUUUUAAAUUAUGCGUAACGGGGCCAAACUAUUUGGUAUUUUUGGUUUGUUAAUUGUGAUAUUGGUGCAUUGUGGAUGAUAACUUAAUUUAUCAUAUUGUAUUUAGAAUUGUUCUGCCCCUCAUCUGAUGUAAAUAAUUGUUAUUAUGUGGGGACUUGAUUUGACCAUGUAAUUUUCUUGUAUGUGAAUAGGCUAUUCUUGUUUUACAUUAUUGACAUGGAUUAAACAAACAUUA
Messenger RNA from Oncorhynchus gorbuscha (pink salmon), 1428 nucleotides. It is a transcript of the gene msgn1, whose product is annotated as mesogenin 1. The record is from RefSeq and is a predicted model, not a curated record. The coding region runs from base 692 to 1171 and encodes 159 amino acids. Gene Ontology annotation, cellular component: nucleus. The transcript is spliced from 2 exons. Gene Ontology annotation, biological process: regulation of transcription by RNA polymerase II; mesoderm formation. Gene Ontology annotation, molecular function: RNA polymerase II cis-regulatory region sequence-specific DNA binding; DNA-binding transcription factor activity, RNA polymerase II-specific; protein dimerization activity. NCBI's taxonomy places the organism in Eukaryota, Metazoa, Chordata, Actinopteri, Salmoniformes, Salmonidae.